CGCGCGACUGCCUGCCAGUGCGCUGCUCCGAGUCUGAGCGCAGCAGCGCCAUGUGAACUUUCUGUGCGUCCUAACUUUGGGAUCAGGAUUUCUUAACCGUACCGGUACACUUUUCCAUUACGUUACUUUCACAUUUAAUUGUAAUUAAGUAUUGGAUUGCGAAAUGCGGAACCUAUACACUUGACACUAUUUGGAGGACUGUGAAGUUUAAUGCCUUUUGAAUUUACACCGGCAAGCAAGUGACAUUUCAGACCUGAAGUACUCUAUCGGACUAAUUUUAGCAAUAUAGAAAUGGAUGUGGAGGAAUGCAAAAUAUCUGUGUGGGUUUGCCGAGAGGAGAAGCUGGUCUCCGGGUUAUCCAGGCGCACUACCUGCGCCGAUGUUGCCAAAGUUCUUCUCGAAGAUCAGAAUUUACACCAAGGCACGACUGUGCUGUCUGGGUCUCCGCAAUCCUACUGUAUUGUGGAAAAAUGGAGAGGAUUUGAAAGGAUUCUGCCAAACAAGACAAAAAUACUUCGCCUGUGGAACGCAUGGGGAGAGGAGCAGGAAAACAUAAGAUUUGUCCUGGUUAAAAAUGAGGCGUCUUUACCUAACAGCGGACCGCGAAGCGCCGAGGCGCGCGUAGUGCUCAGCAAGGAGAGUCCGUGCGUUUAUAAGGGCACCGCACGGGUAACGAUGACUUUGUCUCCAGAAAAACAGAGAAGAAUUGUUAGAAAGGCUUUCAGAAAGCUGGAUAAAAUUAACAAAAAGAAAGCAGAAGCUCUAUCUAAGGAUACAUCCUCUGUUGAGAAGAUGGAAACUUUAGUACAUCUAGUGAUAUCACAAGAUCAUACUAUUCGCCAACAGAUUCAAAGGAUUAGGGAGCUUGACAGAGAGAUUGACAUAUACGAAGCGAAAAUUCACUUCGACAGGAUGAAAAGACAUGGGAUCAAUUAUGUGCAGGACACGUACCUGGUGGACUCGAAACCCGAGCUGGAUUCGGUUCACCAAAGCGACAAGCCGUGUCCUGCCGAGACCUUUUCCCAGUUUGAGGAGUAUGCCAGGAGAUGCGAAGAAGUUCUCAUGCUGCAGGAGAAACUGGCCGAGCAAGAAUCACUGAUGGACAGUAUUACUGCAGAAAUGCAAGAAGAGCUGAACCAAAGCUGGAUGAAACGACGGCAGAAGGAGCUCACCGGCAAAGACCUUGCGGAGAGCAGCUCGGCCCCUGUGCCUGCCGCGAGCGCAUCGGCAGGGACUGACAUCUCACCCGACGAUGAGUUGCUUUUGGAAGAGGAGAGGAUUAAAACACAGCUGGACACUAGCUUAUAUAUUGGGCUACGUUUGAACACGGACUUGGAGGCUAUUAGGGGUGAUCUGAAUCUGAGCCAGGAGUUAUGGGAUGCGAAAGAUAAAGAACUGAGGAGUCUACUGGAGAAAGUUAACGCUUUGGAUACAGAGGAAGCGGCAAAACGGUCGGAGGACGAGAAAGAAAAUGCGUCCGUGGUGACUGAGAGUGUGAUGUCGCCGUCCUUAGAGAGAGACUGCGAGUGGGUGGAACAGGCCAGGGGGCUCUCAAAGGCCUGUGACACGAACGACGAGGACUCGGACACGGGGCUCAGCUCCAUGCACAGCCAGGACUCGGACAAUGCACCUGUUUGCGAGUCGCUUGUCUGAUCUGAUUUUUAAAACUGCACGAUUGCCCAAUAAACUCAGGAAACCACACUGUUUGUAAUAGUAAAAUUCACCUUGUUCAUGCAAAAUGCGUAAUUUAUUAAUAAGAUGUCAAAUUGCAUUCACAUUAUGGUUGUUAAACGUAAAUUUGAAAAAAAUCGUCACUAUAAAGCUCAAACGAAAAAGUAAUUGAUAAAUAUGAUUCCAGGAUCUAGUACGUUAGAAAUCUUAACCUGACUUUAGUUAUUGAUUUGUCGCAAUAAAGAACAUUCCCUUGA
Brienomyrus brachyistius is the source of this 1928-nucleotide messenger RNA. It is a transcript of the gene rassf10b, whose product is annotated as Ras association domain family member 10b. The transcript has a single exon. Bases 292 to 1653 code for a protein of 453 amino acids. NCBI's taxonomy places the organism in Eukaryota, Metazoa, Chordata, Actinopteri, Osteoglossiformes, Mormyridae. Gene Ontology annotation, biological process: signal transduction. The record is from RefSeq and is a predicted model, not a curated record.